Penicillium maclennaniae is the source of this 576-nucleotide messenger RNA. RefSeq lists its product as uncharacterized. The record is from RefSeq and is a predicted model, not a curated record. NCBI's taxonomy places the organism in Eukaryota, Fungi, Ascomycota, Eurotiomycetes, Eurotiales, Aspergillaceae. Bases 1 to 576 code for a protein of 191 amino acids. The transcript is spliced from 3 exons.
AUGCAGAUCAAGCUUGCAACCAUUGCCGCUCUCCUGGCCUCCGUCGCAUCGCCGGCUCUUGCCAGCUCCAAGGGCGCUGUUCUCGUUAACGCUCUCCAUGAGCUGACCGGGGAGAUCACGGACUCCACUAAGGUGGUAGAGGAUCUGAACCUAGUCACUUUUGCUCAAAAAGUCGGCACCUUUGCUGCUGGCUACAAGGAUAUCUUGAACCUCAAGAAUAAGCAAAAUUUCCAGGAUCCCCAGGGCAUUGAUCCUAGCGAGGAGCCUGAGGUCUGCAAUGCUUUCAUCACUUUAGCGGAAGUUGAGAAGACAUUCCUACAGAACGUCAUCGGGAAGUACGCCCUCUUCGAUAUGACCGGAUUCAAGGGUCCGGUUGGCCAACUCCUGCGCGCCGAUGAGCAGAUCAGUGAAGUAUGUGUUCCAAUUACGAUUCAUGCUUCAAGUGAAACUUACCAUUGUCAGACAAAUUACUUCAACAUUCUUGGCCUGGUUCCAUCUUGCAAGAGCGACGUCAAGGCCAAGGGCGAGGAAGUGAGCUCCAUAUUCACGGACGCUGUUCAGAAGUAUGCUUCUUAG